This is a messenger RNA of Xenopus laevis (African clawed frog), 6459 nucleotides long. RefSeq names its product Usher syndrome 1G (autosomal recessive) L homeolog (gene ush1g.L). Gene Ontology annotation, cellular component: plasma membrane bounded cell projection. The record is from RefSeq and is a predicted model, not a curated record. Lineage: Eukaryota; Metazoa; Chordata; Amphibia; Anura; Pipidae. The transcript is spliced from 4 exons. Bases 156 to 1553 code for a protein of 465 amino acids. Gene Ontology annotation, biological process: equilibrioception; sensory perception of sound; sensory perception of light stimulus.
AUGGGCGUGAUCAUGUAAUAGGACAUGGGGCUGUGGGCGGGACCAUGUCGAAAGCUGAGGGGUGAGUGGGCGGGAUCGUUCGACGGGAUAACCGUGUGUGUUGCGACCAGCUGAGAACGAGCGGGGGGACAGGGCUGCUCCCCGGGACAUGCAGGAUGGACGGGCGCUACCACCGGGCCGCCAGGGAUGGAUUCCUGGACCUGCUAAAAGAAGCGACCCGGAGGGAUCUGAACUCCCCGGACGAGGAUGGGAUGACCCCGACUCUAUGGGCGGCUUAUCAUGGGCACCUGGGGGCACUGCGGGUCAUCGUGAGCCGGGGGGGUGAUCCAGAUAAAUGUGAUAUUUGGGGAAACACCCCUCUGCACCUGGCUGCUGCCAAUGGGCAUUUGAACUGCCUUUCCUUUUUGGUGUCCUUUGGAGCCAACAUCUGGUGUUUGGACAAUGACUACCAUACUCCACUGGACAUGUCAGCUACAAAGGGCCACAUGGAGUGUGUUCGCUAUUUAGACUCAAUCGCAGCCAAGCAAACUGGCCUCAACCCCAAAUUGGUGAGUAAGCUAAAGGAACGGGCCUUCAGGGAGGCCGAAAAGCGGAUCCGCGAUUGCGCCAAGCUGCAGCGCAAACACCACGAACGCAUGGAACGGCGAUAUCGAAGGGACAUGUCUGACCAUUCCGACACCAUGAGCUUCUCCAGCUUCUCAAGCUCAGUGAGCCAGCGUUACCCCAGUGCCACAAUGCUUUCCACCAUGCCAUAUUCUCAUGCUGCAGGGACCACAAAAGGCAAGACAAAGAUACAGAAGAAACUGGAGAAGAGGAAACAAACAGAUGGAACAUUCAAGAUCUAUGAAGAUGGCAGAAAGAGCAUGCGCUCACUCUCAGGGCUGCAGCUCGGUAAUGAUGUCAUGUUUGUCAAACAGGGCACCUAUGCCAGCCCCAGGGAGAGAGGGCGCCAACACCUUCGAGACAUGUUUUUGCCAGAGGAAGACUCCCUCUCCCGAGCCAUUAGUGAUCCUGGACUUCAUGGGGGUGAUUCUGCUCAUUCAGAAGUCAGCACAGAUUCUGGACAUGAUUCUCUGUUUACCAGACCGGGGCUUGGUACUAUGGUGUUUAGAAGAAACUAUCUGAGCAGUGGCCUGUUUGGAAUGGGGAGAGACGAGGGGAAUGGACUACAAACUGGGGUUGGAGAGGAAAUUAAAUUGCGCAGCCGGUUAAAGCGAUCACCAAGUUUGGACGACAGUAUUGGCAGUGCAGGAAGUCUGGUGGUUAGAAAUGACCAGGAGCUGCCCUGGGAGGAAGAGGACUUAAGGCUGGAUGAUGAUGAAGAACCAGACACCAGCCCACUGGAGUCUUUCCUGGCCUCUCUUCAGAUGUCUGAUCUGGUGUCUGUAUUACAGGAUGAGAAGAUUGAUCUAGCAGCCCUUAUACUGUGCUCUGACCAUGACCUCAAGAGCAUCGGCAUCCCUCUGGGACCCCGCAAGAAGAUCCUGGAUGGGAUCCAACGAAGGAAGCAGGCAGUAGAUAGACCCUCUACCAUGGGAGACACUGAGCUAUAACAGAGUGCACAGAGCAGGACCCAAUCACAGUGCCAGAUAUCCUAAUGGCUACUCAUUGGGUUAAUGACUGCCAUGCUCCUUCCAUGCCAUUACCAGUGCCACUUUAGGGGACACUUCCCCAAACCUCACUGUUUUUUUCUCUGCUGCCAAGAUUACCUAAUUGUUCCUGUCUGUGAGGCACAGGGGAGAUGUAGCCCUCCUUGUUAAAGAGCUAAGAGACAGGUUCAGCUGUUGCUGGGUCUGUCUCAGUCAUCAUGAUCCUUUCUGGACAUGGACCUUUUGUUUCAAUAUCAUCCCUUCUGGACAUGAGUUCCUUCUGGAAACACUUCACCAACUAUUGGUCUAAGGGCCAGAUAUCCACCAUUCUCGAAAGAUGUCAUUAACAUGCUAUUGUUUUAACUUCAUUUGGGCUUCCCUUCAUACCAGGCAACAUUGGGAGGCACCAGAUUCUCGUUGGCCCAUUGAGAGGGAAAGCCUUUUCAUUAAUUCUCAUGCACAAAUAAAGAGCACACUCUAGGAAUUUUGUUAAUUGCCCUGGAGUUACUUGUUGCUGUAAAUGGGAAUUAAAAGUACUCACCCACAGAUGCAAUUUUUCCAUGAUUUGGUUUUCCCCUGAAACACAUGCAAAUGAUAGCAUCAGAAACUUACAUUAGUCUUUCAUUAAAAAAGAUGUUUUGUCACGGAUACAAUCGGAAACAAUGCUUGGGAGCUUUAAGACUGGGCACACUGCUUAGGCAAGGGCUCUUUCUGCUGUGAAUUCAAACUGUCCCUAAAUGUGAAGGUCUCAUUCCGGUUUGGGAUCUGUUCUUUAGAAACCUGUUGUGUAAAAUACUCUAGAUAGGUCCCAUCACCAUAUAGAGAAGGUCUGCAGAACAUACAAAGCUAUAUACUCCUAACUUACUUUCUGUUUUAGUGAACAGAUGAUGGCAGCUCCCCUCUCUAUAUAAGAUUGAAGAUGCCAAGCAGGAAGGUUUAGUGCACCCAAUAAGCUAUAGAAGUCAGUACCUGUACUGACUUUAAGUUAAAAAAUUUCAGUAUGUCCUAUUAUUUCUCUCUUUGACCCUUUUCCUUGAAAUCCCAUCGGAAUGUUGUACAAUAUGGAAAGUUAUCUCUUUCUAUUCCAAAAAAAGAUUAUCCUCCUUUACUGCACCAUGAAUUAUUUAUAUAGGACCUGUAUUUAGGAUACAUUCUGCUCACCUUCGUCGUAUGACACCCCGUGAUGUAACAGCAUUACUCAUGGUGAUGUAAACCUUUCCUGGGGUAUGUCUGCCAUCUUGUGGCUGCCUGUCUCCUUUACUCAUGUUGUUCUGGUAUUACAAUAGCAAGCAAACCAGAAAACUCAUUGGACUGGUUUCUAGUUGGGUAUCCUGUUUAUUACAGGCAGCAAACUUUGUCUCCCAGCAUUGUCAGAUAAAGUUCAACAAUAUUGGGUUGUAACUGUCAAUAUGAGCAAUAAUGCCUCUUUUGAGGUGAUUGAAUGUUGAGUCUCAGCAUCCCACCAACCACUUAAUGUGAGCUUUACCCACCUAUCUGUUACAAUAUAUAUCUAUAUAUAUAUAUUUAUUUAUUUAUUUUAUAUGCGCACAUAUUGUGUAUGUAUAUGUUUGUGUGACUGGUUUUAAUGACCCGUGUGCUUGUUUUUUGGAUGCGAGAAAGCAUGGAUUUCUGUUCCCACCAUGUGCAAUAUUGUAUGAUAAGUAUAUUCUGUAACAUUGAAAAUUCAGGAUUGUGGGUUCAGCCUGAGACCCAGUUUAUGUUUUCUUAAGUCUUUUUGUUUUGGAGCAUAGAGACCUGCAGCAAUGCCAUGGAGGACUUCUCUCAUAAAUGACUUUUUCGAAAGGCACUACGUUUGCCCAAGUGCACUUGCCCGUAGCUUAUUUGCUUUUAAACAGGUAGCCAGUAAAAGGCAGUGAUAGGUUACUAUAAGUAAUAAGUAUUGCAUCUCCCAAUAAUUCACUAUUAGGUCACAUGCAAUUUUCAGUUGAACCUAUGCUUAAGCAGGCCAAACACUGUAGCUGUGCAUGAGGCAUCAUACCUUCAUUCUACAAGAGCUGUAAGUGCAUGGCCUUACUAUUCAUUCUGUUAUUUGUAAACACUGAAUAUUUGAUCAGCAUGCUCUUGAUUUGUAUGUCUUUUGGUGUGUAUAACAGCUAUUUUCUGUAUACAUGUCUAUGUUUUUAUAAUGUGGGGUUUAUGCGCCGAAUCGGCACAAGGCAACACAAGUCCCUAAAACAAUCCACAAUCCCUAAAAAAUGAUCCCGAGGUCCUUUUAUUUAUUUAAAUGGCAGAUAUAAGUACUUAACACUUGCCUAACACUUGUUUACAUCUUGAUUGCUGAACUAGAGGAUUGUUUGCUAAAGGUCCAGAUUCAGCCUUCUUCGAAAAUGAUUUCUUCAGCCAACAAUAACAUUCAAUCUUAGGUCUUCUCAUGCAGAUCCUGGUAAUAAAGUUGACUACGUUCAGCCAUAGAGAGAUGCAAGGCCUGGUUCUGGCAAUGCCUGACAUUAUUCCAUGUCCAGUUUCAAUGAGGGUUGGGUUAUCACUAAAGGUUUCACAGGUUUUAAAGAAAUUUUGUGCCUCCUAUUUAGUACACGUGAGAUCUUAAUUAAGUCAAGCAAGUCCAUCUAGUUGGAGUCCAGCUGCAUCCACUAAUUUAUUAUUGUAAGAGAAGUUUCAGUAUAAUGUGUGUUAUGGUGGAACCUGAUACUGAUUUGAAUGCAAGUUUGGUUUGUAAAUUACAAACAGGUACAAGACAUAUUGUAAAUAGGAGAGAAUGGGGAUAUAAAAUGACAAAGUUGCAUCUGUGAAGAAACAUGGAAUUGUAAUUCAUUCUCUUGGAUAUCGAAACAGACAUUGAAUGUGAGGAGCAGGAUCCAAACAAAGGGGUGAUGGCAGAAAAGUAAAUGUGUUAUAUGUAGGCCAUUGGUUAGGAACAUGUAUUGGAGAAGAGAGGGAUUAAGCAGGUGAGAAGGAAGCAGUGGACGGAUUUAGGUUUAGCUUUUGGAAGUUUGAGUUGAAGGGAAUCUAAAGGGCUCCAGGCAAGUUGAUUUUAUUUCUUUGAAAAGAAAGGUUAAGCAAGUUAUAGGGUCUUGGUUUAUUUUGUGAAUUGACUCAGUAGAGGUGGACGGGUCGCCAUAAUAACCCCUUGGACUCGGCAAUAUGCUUUCGAUAAUCCCAAUUUGAAGGGAUUGGUUAUCUAGAAACAGGAAACUGGGCAGUGACUCCUGAUGUUGUUAUAGGUCUAGGCACUCCUCAUUAAUGCCGGGAGCACGUUGCUUUGUCCCCUAUACAGAUAUGUGGCUAUGACAGAUGGCAAAUGCACUUAUCACAUUGACCUUAGCCCUGGGCUUAUGAAUAAGGGAGGGACUAUCUGGAAAUUCGGUUCCAAUUUGUUCAGUACUCCCACUAGUUUAUGCAGCCAGUUAACUCGGGCAAAGCGGCUAUUGGUCUAUUAUGUCUCCCUUCAAGUUGGCAUUAUCGAAAGCAUAUUGCCCGAGUCUAAGGGGUUAUUAUGGCUACCCGUUCACCUCUACUGUAGUGUAUAUAUGGAUACAGGGACAUGGCCAAGCGACUUACUUGCUACCCCUUGAUCCCACGACUGAUGUGGGUAUGUGUAUACGAGUUGGCCUAUUUGAAAGCUACAACAUACAGGAGCCCAUUACUACAACCAGAGGGCCAUUUUAUUCUCACAGGUGUGUUUUCCACUACUAUGAGUCAUCAAGGUGGGUGGGCUCUUUUAAUCACCUAGCCUCUCUUUGGCUAUAUAUUUUGUACUUCCACUGUGUUUCCUUGAUAAAGGUUCCUGUGUAUUUAUAUCUCCGAACUUCAACUGUAUUUUAGCCUCAAAUCCCACAAUCCCUUGGUUGGUAGUUGUAGUUAAACACCAGUUGGAACACUGUAUGUUGGACAUUUCUGCAUCCAUUGUUGUAUCUUAUUUCGUAUAGGAUAUGUGAUGCAGAUGCCACUAUCCCGAGCUCUGUGCAGCCUGUCCUGCAUCUCCCUAGGUUUGUGGGGCCAUUGCUGGCUACUUGCUCUGAUCUCAGGGUUGGGUCUAGGAUCUGCUAUCGGAUGCAUGUUCCUCUCCUGAUCCAUGAUGGCCAUUCCUUUCAUACAUGUUAAUAUAAUUCAGGUGAGAUAUAUGUAUUUAUUAUUUUAUUUUUAUGUAGCAACAUAUAAGGCUUGAGCCAGGCAAAUAUCAGAAAGGCAUGGAGCUUCAAGCUUCGCAUCUUAGGUAUCAAUCUUCACUUUCACAGGGAUGCUUUACUUUUGCCCUCUAUACUUAAUCAGUCCUAAACCCUAGCAUUGUUGAGCUGACUGUUGAAAAACUAGUAGAUGAAGGCUCCGGUACACUUGAGAUUCUUAUAGCAUUGUCCAAAUAAAAACCUGUAGGACACUUAUUAUGGGCCUCAGUGCACCCAAAGGUUUAAUAGACUUCAGGCAAUGACAUUGUCACUCUACUAUAAUUCAAUCCAUGAUGGAUUUUCAAGCCUCUCUAUGGAAAAUGUUGGGCAGCACUGGGAUUAGCAAACACUAGUUAUGCUUUGAAUUCUGUAAACUCCAGCCAGUAUUUGAUGUAUAGUUUCAACUGUAGAUGCACAUCUUCAUUUAACCUCAUACCUUUAAUUACUGUAUGUUUUGUAUACAUGUGAGUAUGGAGGUGGAUCACAUACACCCCUUGUAUAUAUGAAUGGUGGACUGUGUACACAAUAACUAUGUACUCCAACUUUGUAUUUAUAUAUAGGUAAGGUUCUUUAUAUCCAUAAAUCUUAGCAAUGCAUAAUGUAUAAAUAAGCACACAUGGAGCAUUUUUAUCAUUUUUUAACCUUCUAAUAUGCAGGAUGACACAUCAUACAAUGUACAAUGUAUCCUAUUAUAACAUGGAAAUGGAAUAAAUAAUUUUUAAUCA